AUGUCACUUCUAUUUCGUCUAGAGGAUACUUUCACAACAUCCGUUUUCCAUGCUAUUUCUAAGAGUUCCAUAGUUUCCCCUUCCGUAGACGGACAGGUUGCUCUUUCCCUUUCUAAUAAAAUUUACACAUUUAAAUAUGUGAAUGAAUAUUUUGAAGUUACUUCGAAACUGGACAUUGAUAUAAAAUCAAGGGAAACCUCUGGAAAAAAUGCCUUAAAACCUAACUAUAUUGAGGAUACAGAUGGGAAAAGGGCAUUUAAAAAUCUUCAGAGGUCGAUGUGUUCACUCUCCACCGUGGAUUCUCCAAAGUUAGGACUUUUGUUAAUUUUAUGUUAUAUAUAG
Molecule: messenger RNA, 342 nt
Organism: Theileria equi strain WA
Lineage: Eukaryota; Apicomplexa; Aconoidasida; Piroplasmida; Theileriidae
Exons: 2
Coding region: 1-342 (113 amino acids)
Source: RefSeq, a predicted model, not a curated record